Molecule: messenger RNA, 1901 nt
Organism: Oryza brachyantha (malo sina)
Lineage: Eukaryota; Viridiplantae; Streptophyta; Magnoliopsida; Poales; Poaceae
Product: probable glucuronosyltransferase Os03g0107900
Exons: 3
Coding region: 91-1350 (419 amino acids)
Molecular function (GO): glycosyltransferase activity
Source: RefSeq, a predicted model, not a curated record
AGAAGAGAAGAGAAGAGAACAGCAUCGCCGCAACAACCGGCCGGCCCGCGCGGAGGAGGAAGCGAACCCAGCUCCGCCUCCGCCUCCGCCAUGAGAGAUCCCAAGCUACCCAAGCAGCGGCGAGCUUCCCACGCCCACCACCUCGCCGACAAGCUCAGGAAGCACUCCACCUGGCUCCUCCUCCUCUGGUUCGCCCUCUCCGUCUACCUCUUCCUCUCCGCCACGCCGCCGCCCGCCGCCCCCCCGCUCCGCCCCGCCUUCCUACUCCCUUCCACCCCCCGCGCCGCCCGGAUCUACGUCUACGACCUCCCCGCCCGCUUCAACCGCGACUGGCUGGCCGCCGACCCGCGGUGCGCGCGCCACCUCUUCGCCGCCGAGGUGGCGCUGCACCAGGCGCUGCUGGGGUACCACGCCCGCGCCGCGCGCCCCGAGGACGCCGACCUCUUCUUCGUCCCGGUUUACGUCUCCUGCAACUUCUCCACCGCCAACGGCUUCCCCUCGCUGUCGCACGCCCGCGGCCUGCUCGCCGACGCGGUGGACCUCGUCCGGGCCCAGAUGCCGUACUGGAACCGCUCCGGCGGGGCGGACCACGUGUUCGUCGCGUCGCACGACUUCGGCGCCUGCUUCCAUCCCAUGGAGGAUGUAGCUAUUGCAGAUGGCAUACCUGAAUUCCUUAAGAGGUCAAUCCUGCUACAAACAUUCGGUGUACAGGGCACUCAUGUGUGUCAGGAGGUGGACCAUGUGGUAAUCCCGCCUCAUGUGCCUCCAGAGGUGACCUUUGAGCUACCUGAGCCAGAGAAGGCACAAAGGGAUAUUUUUGCCUUCUUCCGGGGAAAGAUGGAGGUCCACCCCAAGAACAUUAGUGGCCGCUUCUACAGCAAGAAGGUGAGGACUGAGCUGCUACAAAAUUAUGGUCGGAAUCGCAAGUUCUACCUUAAGCGAAAGCGGUACGGUAACUAUCGAUCAGAGAUGGCUCGCUCCUUGUUCUGCCUCUGCCCACUAGGAUGGGCUCCAUGGAGCCCACGUCUCGUGGAGUCGGUUCUCCUUGGCUGCAUUCCUGUCAUAAUUGCCGAUAAUAUACGCCUGCCAUUCCCUUCCGUACUACAGUGGUCAGACAUCUCAUUGCAAGUUGCCGAGAAGGAUGUUGCCAGCCUUGAGAUGGUGCUAGACCAUGUUGUGGCAACCAACUUGACUGUAAUACAGAAGAACUUGUGGGACCCUGUGAAACGUAAAGCACUGGUUUUUAACCGUCCAAUGCAAGAGGGAGAUGCCACAUGGCAAGUGCUGAGGGAGCUUGAGAUUUUGCUAGACCGUUCUCAGAGGAGGUAUGCUGGACCGUGGAGGAGUUAAAAACAGAGUGGAUCAAGCAGGUCUGGUAAGGAUAUUUCCUUAGCUGCUGAAAUGUGGCAUCUCAGUUGCAGCUGGGACAACAGUGGCGUGCAGCUUGUACGUCCUACUCAACUGACAAAACAAAUCGGUAACAUCUAUUGCAUGGACCUGAAUGGUCAACUGUAUAGUUCACAAUUGCUGUACUAAUUUGUGUCCAAUCAGAGAACGACAUUCUGGGCUAACAAGUUGGCAAGCUGUGUACAGGGAAUUACUUUAUUCAUUUAUUCUUGGGAGAAAUGUGAAUCUCCUUUUUUUUUUCCUCUUGAGAGAGGAAGAUUUAAGAUUGAGUUAUAGAAGUAUAGAACGAUGAUCUUUGAAGGUCUUCGGAUUUGUUUGCAAUGUCGCACUAUUGUAUAUAUAAUUAUGUUGCUAAGCAAUGUCACACUGUUGUAUAUCAGAUUCUGUAGCAAAAGAAAGGUAUUCUGAUUUUGGUGAGAAACUGAGAAUACAUGGGUCAGAAAACAUGGCAUGGCAUUCAGCAGGUCAUCUGAAUUCUGAACUCUCAUUGUUCU